CUUCCCUGAGGGUAAAGUUACAUAGUCUGGGGCCAGCGGAAGGGAAGGUUACAAGGUUUGCUGCUGCUUUCCUAGAAAGAGUUUCUGCAGACGUUCAGGCAGGGAGAAGGAAAAAGCAGCCAGCCAUGCAGAGGAUUUUGAUCAAAGGAGGGAAAGUUGUGAAUGACGACCACUCACAAGUGGCUGAUGUGUACAUUGAGAAUGGGGUCGUGCAGUCAGUGGGGCCGGAGCUGAAGCCAGGAUCCCCUACUGGGCUCCAGGUGGUGGAUGCUACCAACAAGCUUGUUCUGCCUGGAGGAAUUGACCCCCACACCCACUUGCAGUUCCCCUUCAUGGGAACUCAGUCUAAAGACGACUUCUAUCAAGGAACAAAGGCUGCCCUAGCAGGAGGAACCACAAUGAUCAUUGACUUUGCAGUUCCUCAGAAAGGCUGUUCUCUUAUUGAAGCCUAUGAGAAAUGGAGAGGCUGGGCUGACCCCAAAGUUUGCUGUGAUUACGCCUUGCACGUGGCAGUAACUUGGUGGAGUGACAAGGUAAAAGAAGAAAUGAAAAUUCUUGCCCAGGAGAAAGGUGUUAAUUCCUUUAAGGCCUUUAUGGCAUAUAAAGGCCUCUAUAUGAUUGGAGAUACAGAGUUACAUGCAGCCUUUUCUCAGUGCAAGCAAAUUGGUGCCAUUGCUCAAGUUCAUGCAGAGAAUGGAGAUUUGAUCGCAGAGGGUGCAAAGAAGAUGUUAGCCUUGGGGAUAACUGGCCCAGAGGGGCAUGAAAUGUGUCGGCCAGAAGAAGUGGAAGCUGAAGCCACACUGAGAGCAAUCACCAUUGCAAACUCUGUGAACUGCCCUCUUUAUAUAGUUCACGUGAUGAGCAAAUCUUCAGCCAAGGUGAUUGCUGAUGCACGGAGGGAAGGGAAAGUUGUGUAUGGGGAGCCCAUAGCUGCUGGUCUUGGCACAGAUGGAACUCACUACUGGCAUAAGGACUGGCCACAUGCUGCAGCCCACGUCAUGGGGCCUCCAUUGAGGCCAGAUCCUUCAACUCCAGAUUUUCUCAUGAACCUCCUAGCAAAUGGUGACCUGUCUGUGUCUGGGACAGAUAACUGCACCUUUGACAUCUGCCAAAAGGCUUUGGGGAAGGACAAUUUUACAAAGAUCCCAAAUGGGGUGAAUGGUGUGGAGGACAGGAUGUCAGUUAUAUGGGAAAAAGGCGUGCACAGUGGCAAAAUGGAUGAAAACAAAUUUGUGGCUGUUACCAGCACAAAUGCAGCUAAAAUCUUCAACCUGUACCCAAAGAAGGGGAGAAUCGCUGUGGGAUCUGAUGCAGACAUUGUUGUUUGGGACCCAAAGGCUACAAGGACCAUCUCGGCAAAGACCCAUCACCAGGCUAUUGACUUCAAUAUUUUUGAAGGCAUGGUCUGCCAUGGAGUACCGGUCAUGACCAUUUCACAAGGCAAAGUGGUUUAUGACAGAGGAGUCUUCCAUGUGGCAGCAGGACAGGGAAGAUAUGUUCCUCGUGCACCAUUUCCUGACUAUGUCUACAAGCGUAUCAGACAGCGGGAUCAGGUCUGUCAGCCUGUCCCUGUCCAGCGGGCUCCGUAUGCGGGCAAAGUGAUCUCACUUAUUUCAGCACAAAAAUAAAUCCCACACAACAGAUCCGCUUCUGCAGGGAAGGAGCAAGUUGUAGUCAGAUGCUCUACAAAAGAACAAAACCAAGGACAGUAGAGGAGUGACAAAUCUGUAAUAAUUCUUUCAAGCUCUUUAUGCUGUUGUCCUACUAGUGCUUCUCCUGCCAAAAAGCCAUUUGAAUGAUUAUAUCACAUCAUAGUCUCCUCUUUCCUCUGAAAAUUAUGUUUACCCUCCUUAUGUAAUCUAUUUUGCAGCCAUAUUAGCCUGCAGUUUUUAUGUCAACUUCUGAAGAAUCUUGAAAGACGUAUCCUUUUUAAAUUACAACUAUUGACUUAAUGAGUUAAUGACAUUUUACCUCUGCUUUCCACCUCCCUGGUGAAUGUGCCUUGUGAAAACCGAAUGAGAGAUUCACGGGAUGGUCCAGGUGCAGAGAACACUGUGUAAACAUUGGAAUCAUUUGUGGCAAUCACUGUGACUUAUAUAAGGACACAGGGAUCCAUUUCUGUAUUGCAUGUUAUGUUCAAGGCAUGCAAAAUGAAACAAGCUAUUGAACUAGUAACCUUAAAAGUGUUUCCCGGUGUGUAUUGUUGGGAUUUCAUUAAAGUGCUUAUGGGAUUGCG
Molecule: messenger RNA, 2236 nt
Organism: Eublepharis macularius
Lineage: Eukaryota; Metazoa; Chordata; Lepidosauria; Squamata; Eublepharidae
Gene: DPYS
Product: dihydropyrimidinase
Exons: 10
Coding region: 126-1628 (500 amino acids)
Biological process (GO): pyrimidine nucleobase catabolic process
Cellular component (GO): cytosol; cytoplasm
Molecular function (GO): dihydropyrimidinase activity
Source: RefSeq, a predicted model, not a curated record